GACAUGUUCAACUGCCCCGAUGCAAUGGUUCGAGAAGCACCGGGGGCUAGCUGUAGGAGUCGUCUUUGGGGGUGGCAGUUUAGGUGCGGCUGUUAUGAGCAUCGCGACCAACAUGAUGGUAGAGGAAUUAUCGCUUGGCUGGAUAUUCCGUAUUCUGGCGUUUCUAUUAUGGGGAAUAUGUAUUCCAGCUGCUUGUCUAAUCCGACAACCCAGCCAUGCUAAGAACUCAGUUCCACGACCGCAAUGGUAUCGAUUCCGCGAAAAAGAAUUCCUUAUUCUGUUUGUCGGAUCUGGGCUGGCUUGUUUCCCUCUCUUCAUUCCCCCCUACUUUAUUCCAAUCUUUGCGCGGUCUGUUACACAUUCCCAUCAUAUAGGAGUCAUCAUGUUAGCCAUUUGGAAUGUGGCAUCCACUCUAGGACGGGUGGUGGCCGGCUUCCUAGCGGAUUCAUUCUUGGGCCCGAUCAACAGUCUUAUCCUCUCACUCGCAUUAGCUGGACUCAGUGCCCUUGUUAUCUGGCCUUUUUCUAGCACGACCGGUGUUUUAUCGUUAUUCAUCGUAUUGAAUGGCGUCGGAUGUGGUGCGUUUUUCAGUCUAGUUCCCAGCCUCGUGGGCGCUAUGUUCGGUGGUAAGAACACACUUGGUAUACUCCCAAUUCUCUGGGCAGGAUGGUUCGUGGGUUUCUUUUUUGGGUCGCCUAUCGCGUCCGGUAUUUAUUCACUCUCCGGCAAAGAGGACAAUAUCGAGUCAUACCGACCGGCGGCGUACUAUGCGGGUGCUACGUCUAUUGUCGGACUGCUUUUCACAAUUGUCCUGCGAUUGAUGUAUUCAAAACGCGUUUUCGCUAGAGUAUAAGACUGCGAGUGAUCUAUUUAUCGCUCGUCAUGAUUCUAGCGCAAGCUCAACAUCCUCCAAUGUAGGCCACCACUGCAACCACGCGCCCUGUCCAUGGGAGUAAGUGCUGACAUCUGCAAGCAGAUGACUCAAUGGUGCACUAAGAUUCUCAAUCUCGGUCCCAGUAUCAAUUCGGUCCACAGAUGGACCGUAAGUUGCCGUUGAGACCACCCCUUCGGCUCCUUCAAUCUCCUGCAUGUGUUCAUUCGAUCGGUCGACGACUCGGAACUCAUGGAUCGACUGGUGAAGGUGAUCGAAGUCCAUCCGUGACUUCCCCAAGUAUCUUCCCCUGUCAGUGGAAGCUCGCUGGUAGAGGAUUGAUGCAUGUUUAAGAGUCGACACCUA
Aspergillus alliaceus is the source of this 1237-nucleotide messenger RNA. Its product is annotated as major facilitator superfamily domain-containing protein. Bases 20 to 853 code for a protein of 277 amino acids. The record is from RefSeq and is a predicted model, not a curated record. Gene Ontology annotation, molecular function: transmembrane transporter activity. Lineage: Eukaryota; Fungi; Ascomycota; Eurotiomycetes; Eurotiales; Aspergillaceae. The transcript is spliced from 3 exons. Gene Ontology annotation, cellular component: fungal-type vacuole membrane. Gene Ontology annotation, biological process: transmembrane transport.